AUGUCGCUCCCCUUCUACCUCGUAAACGCGUUCACCCUCCCCACUUCCCCCCACUCUGGGAAUCAGGCCGCCGUGGUCGUCCUGCCCGCAUCCCAUCCCAAGGAGGCAGACGACGAGUGGAAGCAGCUAACUGCGCGUGAUUUCAACUUUGCCGAGACUGCGUUCGUGACGAAGCGGGAAGAUGGGAAGUGGGGUUUGAGAUGGUGGACUCCUGCCGUCGAAGUCACACUGUGCGGUCACGCGACUCUCGCUGCUGCUACCGCGCUCUUCACGCUCCACCCCGCCGAGUCAUCUGUGACUUUCACGACCCGCUGGGCCGGCGAUCUGGUCGCGACUCGGCGAACGACACCACCGUCUUCGGGAAGCGAGACCAAGCCUUCGCUGGACGUGUCCAUCUCCCUGCCCGCCCUGGACGCAGAGGCUCUCAAGAACGUAGAUGGGUCGCAGACGAGCCAGCUGUUCCAGGAUGUCACACAGCUAGUGCUCGCUGCUGCGCCCAAGCUGGGCGGGCCGGAUGCGGUCAAGGACGUCUUUGGAUUCCAGUGGGGAGGGGAGGAUUCAGUCAUCGUUCAACUGGAAAGCAGCGUGGAUAUUGCGGCUCUGAAGGUUGACCUCAAAACAGUCCUUGAGAUCAGCAAAGGACUGGUCAUCCUCACUCAGGUCGUACCCGGCGAGAGCAGCUCAGGCAGGCUAGUGAUCCGCUCGAGAGUCUUCGCGCCAGGUGUUGGCAUAGAUGAGGACCCAGUGACCGGCGCCGCCCAUGCCUUCUUGACAUCAUACUACACCUCGCCAACCAUCUUCGCCCAGCUACCGUCCUCUGUCACGGAAGGGUCCACUCCAGAGACCGUAGUGCUCGACGCGUACCAGAUGAGCGAGAGGCAGGGGCGGCUGGAGUGUCGCUUGGAGAAAGGGGGACGGGUGGAACUGGUUGGACGGGGAGUCAUCUGGGGUAAGGGAGAUCUGAGCCUUUGA
Messenger RNA from Dioszegia hungarica, 972 nucleotides. RefSeq lists its product as uncharacterized. Gene Ontology annotation, cellular component: cytoplasm. The record is from RefSeq and is a predicted model, not a curated record. The transcript is spliced from 4 exons. The coding region runs from base 1 to 972 and encodes 323 amino acids. Gene Ontology annotation, molecular function: isomerase activity. Gene Ontology annotation, biological process: biosynthetic process. Lineage: Eukaryota; Fungi; Basidiomycota; Tremellomycetes; Tremellales; Bulleribasidiaceae.